Leptosia nina is the source of this 9066-nucleotide messenger RNA. NCBI's taxonomy places the organism in Eukaryota, Metazoa, Arthropoda, Insecta, Lepidoptera, Pieridae. The record is from the annotation of a GenBank genome assembly.
AUGGCAGAUACCGAGGUUUUAAAAAAAUUAAAGGAUGUUCCAUUUCGAAUUCAAAGCUCAAGUAUCAAAGAGCGGCGAGAAGUUAUUGAGGAGAUAAAAGACGUUCUCGGGUCACCAGGAAUCACUGAACCAGCUGUGCGGUUCAUUUGUAGAAUAUUAAUAUUGACAUUGCAUAGAUAUAGAGAUUCUUCAUCUCAGUCAUAUGUAAAAAGUUUACUGUCGUUCCUUGCAAUAAACCAUCAACAAUGGACAUUUAAGAAUUUAGUACCUCUUUUGCUAGAAAUAUCUGAACAACUAAGGAAUACAGCUACGUCAAAGAGUAUAGCUCAAACUGGUCUAUAUGCCCUUCGUUGGACAACAGUCCUAGUGGAAAAUUGUAUUAAAGCCGAUAAAGAUGAAGUGGAUUAUAUUCCUCUGGUGUUGUGUCAAUCAAAUUUGCUUGCUGUUGUUACUGCAUAUGGGGAGAAACGCUAUAGUGAGAAAGCAUACAUUAUGUUACAUACAUCAUGGAAUGCUAUUGAAAUAGAAAAGCUACAAAAAUGGAUUGAUGUGUUAUUAUUGCAAGCAUCUGACUCUGGUCCACAUUUAUGUGUUGCAUUUUCAGCUCUGUGUAGACAUUUAAAAGAAAUAAGUAAACAAGAAUUAAUUCUUCAACAUAAGGGAAAAAUGUUGGAAAGUUUUACAAAGAGUUUGAUCAGUGUAAAAAUUCGACCAAACCCUAACUACAUUCAUGGUUGUUCUGAUGUUUUACAUCUCCUUCUGGCCACAGAUAUUAAAGAAACUCUAUUGCCAGCUCUACAUAAAGCCAUGUUGAGAAGCCCAGAGACAAUUAUAGAAGCUGUUGGAGUUGUUGUCGACAACCUCAAUAUUCAACUAGAUGCACUAGCAGUUGACAUAGGAAAAGGCUUAAUAGUUAACACGCAUUCUCGCGAUGAGUGGACUCGCUCCGCUGCCAGUGAAGCGCUUUCUCGAGUAGCCAGACGCUGUUCUGCUCUGGCCGCUUCGAAGACACUACUUACGGCAGCUAUUGCAGAGUAUAACGGAGCCAGUGGAAAACUUACCUCGAGCGAAGACAAGAUUGCUGUUCUUAAUGCUGUGGGCACAUUAAGUGAAGUCGGUGUCUCCGAUGAAGACUUUGCGGCAUUGUUGGAUGAAGUAAUCACGCAGAUGUGUAGGAUGAUAGAAGCCGAAUCGCAUGAACGUACGCUGUGUGUAGCACUCGAAGUGCUCCACCGCUGGGCCCGUCGCUCCAAUGCGCAUUUGCCAGAAAAAAUACUUCAAAUGUACAAGAAAAAUCUGCCAGCCAAGAGCACGACACAAGCGGUGAGGAUCGCCUACGCUUCAAUGGUCUCCCGUCUGGUCGUCGUACGUGGUGCGUCGCCUGCGCAAGCUGAGACGCUCAAAUCGAUGCUGCUCCCUAUUGUUGAUAAAGCUAUACAACAACCACUUCAACAUUUGAUUGUAAGCGAAGGUAUAUGUGCAAUGGUAUCGCUAGUGAAAUUGGACGCGCGCCAGGAGCUGCUGUCGAAGCCACCCAUUUGGAAUGCCUUAAUGCACGCAGACAAGCAUAUCCUUCUCCACGACAGACUGCUCUCCGUUGCGCAAGAUGACGUCCUAAUACAGGUGGUGUUGCUAUGCAGAUCAGUUUUGGAAAACUACCAAAGUGUUGCCAGCGAUAAGAAUGCUCCCGUAUUCAAGGCCUUUAUUCUUGUGUUGCUAUCGCCUGUAAAGCUGGUUCGAACGGCGGCCAUUCAAGAAGUUAAAGCGCUGCUGGCCAAAGAAGAUAGAGCGUUAUUAGCUAGAUAUUUAAUACAAAGAUUAAACGCGAUAUUGGAGGAGGGAAAAAUAUUUCAUGUCAAGGAGAAGACCCCACCAGAAGAGAAACCAGAAGUCACCGGAAAGAUUAUUUUGGAUUGCGUGCAAGCACUUUGUUUUUUCAGAGAUUACUCAAAGGAAGACUCGGCGGCGCUAGCAAUAGACGCCUUGCCUAGUUGCCACCACCCCUUGGCUGCGGCGAUCAAUAAGUGGGCUUGGGUCAAACUGGUUCGCUACUUGCGCCAUGAGCCUCGUAAAUUAGUCGCCAUCCACUCUAACAAUUUAAAGAAUACCUAUAUCAACGGGUACACGCCGACAGAGACUGCAUCAAAUGUCGUCUCGACUCUCGCUUGGUGCAACAGCGAGUCGCUGGGAGGUGCAGCGUUAGCAGCGGCCCUCAACGCGCUGGGCGACCCAGAAAUGUUGAGAGUGAAUCGGGAUGAAUACUUCACGUACCUCACACCACCUUCAGACCUCUAUGACAAGAGUGUUAUACCCGGUAAUGAAGACAACAAAGAAAUGAACCUUAAACGUGAAAGCAAAGCAUACAGCUACAAGGAACAACUAGAAGAACUACAAUUACGUCGCGAGCUAGAAGAGAAGAGACGCAAAGAGGGACGCAUAAAGGAGGUUCCCCUAAGUGCGAAACAAAAAGAAGCGAUUAAGGUGCAAAUGGCUAAAGAAGCGGCAAUCAGGGACAGGCUUACUGCGCUAAACAGUCGCGUAGUGAAUGCCGCGCAAUUAGUGGAGGCAGUACAAAGAGGAUCCCCCAACGCGAUUUGCAUUUGGGCGCGGCGUCUCGUUCCUGCUGUCCUGGACGGUCUUCGGUCGCCUCUUGCAGCGCCCACCCUUCUCCAGACAUAUUGGCAUCUGAAAAGGGCAAUGUUGCCUCAGCAUUCCAUCCUGGCGGAACAUGUGGCCAGGGUCACUAUUAGAUUACAUAAGCCACAAUGCGAUUUAGACCCGAGUUGGGAGGAAGAGGAUCUCGCUAAGGCGACUGGACGCAUCAUCCAUUUGUUAAAUGAAGCAACUGCUGGAAUGAAAGCAAACAAAGUUAAUCACUUCACCGCGCCAGGAUUCUGUUACGUGUUCCCGUUGCUUCAAAAAGGUCUAACAUGUGGUGCAACUCGUACAAACGAAUCUAUGGUCGUGGACGGCCUGGCUGUGAUCACUCAUCACGCGUCUCUGCGCGGUGAGAGCGGCAGUGAUGGCGACGCGUCUCGGGACUUGCUCUACCCCACCCUCUUUCCUAUAGACCACAUGUUUAGACUACUUAUCGAUCUCAUUGGUUCUAGUAGCGGUCGUGUGGCGGCUGCAUGUACGGUGGCGCUCUUGGAAACUGCGCAGUGUGCUGCGCGUGCGCCGAUCACCCAAGAAGACGUCAACUGCCUCCUCGCUGCUUUGCAGAGCCCUGCUGAGGUUGUUCGCGAUGCUGGCCUAAGAGCACUUGGGUGUGUUCUUGAGCGCUUACCGCCUUUCCUGGAACAAGAGGAGACUGCUUUAGAUCUCACCAAGAGGCUUUACAUUGCUACAUUCGAUACCUCGGAAGAUAAUAUGAAACUGGCACAAGACCUCUGGUCAUCGUUACCUCGCGCUGAUGGUUGGAUAACAGAAGCCGAGAUAGAGAUCAUGAACCUAUUGUUAAAGGAAAUACAGCAUCCAUCUGAGCCGGUGCAGCGAGCUGCAGCAUCAGCCCUAGCAGCGCUAGUAUCUCGUGCGCAGCGACAAGAGUGCGCUGCUGACCAAGUACUGCAACGCUUACAUCAAGUUUACAACGAAAAACUACCGCUUAUUCCGGCGAAGUUAGAUCAGUUCGGACACGAAACAGAGGCGGCGGUGGACAACUGGGGUAGCCGCCGAGGUGUCGCGCUCGCCUUACGCGCUUUAGCUUCGUGCUUGCGUGCCGAUAUCGUGCCGCACGCGAUGAGCUUCUUCGUACAGAAGUCCCUCGGGGACCGGCACGAGGUCGUGCGUUCGGAUAUGCUCAUAGCAGCCAUGGCGGUGGUGGAUAUCCACGGGAAGGAUACACUCAGCACCCAACUGCCCGUCUUCGAGAAGUUCCUCGACAACGCUCCUAAAUCCGGCGGAUACGACGCGGUGCGACAGAGCGUUGUGCUGCUGGUGGGGUCGCUUGCGAGGCACUUGGAACCCACCGAUGCGAGAGUCAAACCUAUCACCUUGAGAUUAGUCGCCGCUUUGUCUACUCCCAGCCAGCAAGUACAAGAAGCGGUUAGCAACUGCUUACCACAUCUAGUCACAUCACCAGCGCUCGAGGGUGAAAUACCAACGAUCAUGAAUAAGCUAAUGAAGCAAUUAUUGACAGCAGAAAAGUAUGGAGAUCGUAAGGGUGCUGCCUAUGGCAUAGCGGGAAUAAUAAAAGGCUUAGGAAUCUUAUCGCUGAAGCAACUCGACGUAAUGGGAAAGCUAACAGAGGCCAUUCAGGAGAAGAAGAAUUACAAGUAUCGCGAAGGUGCCCUGUUCGGCUUUGAGAUGCUGUGCUACAAGCUAGGUCGUCUCUUCGAACCGUACAUAGUGCACGUGCUGCCGCAUCUCUUGCUCUGUUUCGGGGACAGUUCUCAGUACGUCCGGGCCGCAGCGGACGAUACGGCCAAGCUCAUUAUGAGCAAACUGUCCGCGCACGGGGUGAAGUUGGUGUUGCCGGCGUUGUUGCAAGCUCUUUAUGACGACAACUGGAGAACGAAGGCCGGAUCUAUUGAAUUAUUGGGUGCCAUGGCGUAUUGUGCUCCAAAACAGUUGUCUUCGUGCCUUCCCUCGAUCGUCCCGAAGCUGAUAGAAGUGUUGAGCGACUCCCACAUGCGCGUCCAACAAGCUGCCGCUGAAGCCCUGAAAGUUAUCGGCUCCGUUAUUCGCAAUCCUGAAAUUCAAGCUAUUGUGCCGGUACUCCUCCAAGCACUUCAGGAUCCGUCCAACAAAACAUCAGCGUGUCUUCAGACACUGCUCGACACGAAGUUCGUGCAUUUCAUAGACGCGCCGUCCUUGGCCCUCAUUAUGCCCGUGGUGCAGCGAGCGUUUCUCGACAGAAGCACUGAGACACGCAAAAUGGCCGCUCAGAUCAUCGGAAAUAUGUACUCGUUGACUGACCAGAAGGAUCUCAUGCCGUACCUUCCAAACAUUAUACCGGGACUUAAGAGCUCUCUCCUCGAUCCAGUGCCAGAGGUCCGUUCAGUAUCUGCACGUGCGCUGGGUGCUAUGGUGAAGGGUAUGGGCGAGAGCAGUUUCGAGGAGCUGUUGCCUUGGUUGAUGCACACCCUCACGUCGGAGUCCAGCAGUGUCGACAGAUCGGGAGCCGCCCAGGGACUGUCCGAAGUCGUGGCUGGGCUAGGAGUUCACAAGUUGCAUAAAAUCAUGCCUGAUAUAAUCGCAACGGCGGAACGAACCGACAUAGCGCCGCACGUGAAGGACGGUUACAUCAUGAUGUUCAUCUACAUGCCCGGCGCCUUCACGGACGAAUUCACCCCCUACAUCGGGCAGAUCAUUAACCCAAUACUGAAAGCGCUGGCCGACGAGAAUGAAUACGUGCGCGAAACGGCCCUCAAGGCCGGCCAGAGAAUCGUGAACCUGUACGCCGAGUCCGCAAUUACUCUACUUCUUCCGGAACUGGAGAACGGUCUGUUCGACGACAACUGGCGGAUCAGGUACAGCUCCGUUCAGCUGCUGGGAGACCUGCUGUACCGCAUUUCGGGCGUGUCGGGCAAGAUGAGCACGGAGACGGCGAGCGAGGACGACAACUUCGGUACGGAGCACUCGCACAAGGCGAUCAUCAACGCGCUGGGCCCCGACCGGCGGAAUCGGGUGCUCGCCGGUCUAUACAUGGGAAGGAGCGACGUCGCGCUCAUGGUACGGCAGGCUGCGCUGCAUGUUUGGAAGGUGGUCGUAACAAACACGCCAAAAACGCUGCGUGAAAUUUUACCUACGUUAUUUAGUUUGCUGCUGGGCUGUCUCGCCUCCACCAGUUACGAUAAACGUCAAGUCGCAGCGAGGACACUCGGAGACCUCGUUAGAAAGAUACCGUCUGUAAGCGAUGUAAGAGUGGGUACAGUGAAUUUGGCUGCCAAAGCCGGUUAUGAAGUCGAAGAGCAUCGCGUUACAACUGCCGAUGGAUAUAUUCUUACCAUGUUUCGGAUACCCGGUGAUAAUAGUCCACCGACAUUAUUGAUGCACGGGAUUCUCGAUUCCAGUGACACUUGGCUGCUGCGGGAAAACGAUUCUUUAGCUGUCGCCCUCGCCAACCGCGGUCAUGACGUAUGGUUGGGCAACUGUCGAGGAAAUUUCUACUCCAAAGACCAUGUCAAUAUAACUCGUGAAAAUAAUCCCAAGGAUUUUUGGAACUUCAGCUUUCAUGAGCUCGGUUAUUACGAUUUGCCUGCCAUGAUCGACUACAUUUUAAAUCACACCGGGGCGCAAAAAGUGAACGCCGUCGGUCACUCGCAAGGGACUACUAUAUUCUUCGUGAUGGCCGCACUUCGACCUGAAUACAACAAAAAAGUAAACGUUCUGGUCGCCCUAGCGCCUAUCGCAUAUCUCAGCAACGUCAGCCCACCUCUGUCGAUCCUCGUCAAAAUCGCACCGGAGCUGAUCGAAGCGAAUAGACUCUUGCAGCAACAUUAUAUCGUCGGCGAUUCCCCGAGUGGAAAACUACUGAAAUCGAUUUGUCUGAAUCCAAUAUAUGGUUACGUUGUUUGCGCUUAUGGGUUAGUGUUUCCUGUGGCUGGAUCGGACGAGGAGGAAUAUACAUCUUCGAUCCAUUACGAAGCGUUCAAGUACUAUCCUGAAAAUGUUUCGCUUAAGUCUCUCGAUCACUUCGAUCAGGUGAGCUUGCGAAAACAGUUCGCUCAAUACGACUACGGAGCACUCAAGAACUUAAAGUUUUACGGGCAGUCAGAACCACCUGCUUACGACUUAGGUCGGGUGGUUAUGGACGUCGCCCUUGUGUGUGGACGCAAUGAUAAGAUAUCAACUUUAGCGGACGUCGCGACACUCGAAAGAGCCUUGCCGAAUGUCAUCCAGUACACAGAGCUGAAGCCGGAGAAGGCGAAUCACCUGGACUUCUUGGGAGAACGGGUGCUGCCGGAGAUCGUUCCCAUUCUGGAGCGAGGGCUGCGUUCGGACCGCGCGGAUCAGCGGCAGGGUGUCUGCAUCGGGUUAGGGGAAAUACUCGCAUCCACUUCAAGAGACGCUGUGCUCAGUUUUGCAGAUGGAUUGGUACCAACAGUUCGCACGGCCCUCUGCGAUGAGCUGCCGGAAGUGCGCAUGGCUGCGGCGCGCACGUUCGACAGUCUGCAUGCGACGAUCGGAAAUAAAGCGCUCGAUGACAUCUUGCCCCCAAUGCUAGAGGCGCUUCAACACCCCGACCACGCCGUCGCAGAUGCUACUCUUGACGGUCUGAGACAGAUUAUGGCAAUUAAGUCUCGCGCAGUUUUGCCGUACCUAGUGCCGGUGCUGACGGGCGGGAGCGGGGGCAAGGCGGAUACGCGCGCUCUCUCGGCACUCGCAGCGGCCGCUGGCAACGCCCUCGCCAGGCACCUGCCAAGAAUACUGCCUGCGCUGCUCGCGUCACUUCGCGCCGCUCGUGGAACCCCUCACGAAGCGAAAGAGCUCGACCACUGCCGCGACGCACUACUCCCGGUUACGGAUGAAGCUGGCGUGAGAUGUAUAAUCGACACGCUACUGGAGUGCGUGCGCACAGACGAGGGCGAGAAGCGGCGAGCGGGCUCAGCGUUGCUGUGCGCGUUCGUGACGCACACUCGCGCUGACCUAUCGCAACACGUAGGCGCGCUGCUUCGCGGCCUGCUGCUGCUGUUCGCCGAUCAAGAUCGAGAAAUGUUGCAGAUGGCGUGGGAGGCGUUGACCGCCUUAACUCGCACACUUGACGCAGAACGGCUUCUCUCACACGUGUCAGAUGUGCGGCAGGCCGUGCGCUUCGCUGCGGCUGAUGUUAAAGGAGACUUGCUACCGGGAUUCUGCUUGCCAAAGGGUAUAGCCCCAGUACUGCCCCUGUUUCGUGAGGCCAUCUUAAAUGGUCUCCCAGAAGACAAAGAGAAUGCAGCAUUGAUGCUCGGUGAGGUGAUUCGGCUAACGUCGGCACCUGCGCUUCACUCCUCCGUGGUACAUAUUACAGGGCCGCUUAUCAGAAUCCUCGGAGAUCGGUUCAACGCUAGUGUUAAAGCCGCUGUUCUAGAGACACUCGGCUUACUACUUUCUAAGGUGGGAGUUAUGUUGAAGCAAUUCUUGCCACAGUUGCAAACCACGUUCUUGAAGUCUCUCAGUGACCCGAAUCGAAACGUGCGCAUCAAAGCCGGCGUGGCCCUCUCGCAACUCGUGCUGAUCCACUCGCGCGCCGAUCCCCUUUUCGUCGAAUUGCACAACGGCAUUAAGAACACAGACGACCCCGCUAUAAGAGAGACCAUGCUGCAAGCUCUUCGGAGCAUCAUAACCGGAGGCGGAGACAAGAUGUCAGAGCAACAUGCUCUGGCUGUUCUGUCGACCUUAACGAGUCCGGCCCUGUUGGCUCAUCCCGAUGAUCCACCGCGAGCGGCGGUCGGAGGAUGCCUAGGAGCGUUACUUCACUGCCUUCCCGCUGCUCAUCGCGACGCAGCCCUACUUCAUCACAUUCUAGGUGGCAAUACACCAUCCGCUCUCAGUGAUGACUGGCUCCUACAACAUGGUAGAUCUUGCGCGCUUUUCGUAGCCCUGAAGGAGACCCCGGAGCAUGUAUACCGUGAUCAAUUCGAAGACAAGGUGGAGAAGGCGCUUCUCGGCUAUCUGGCCAGUGAUAAGACUCCCAUAGCUUGUAAUGGUAUCCGCGGAAUGGGUUACCUUUUGAGGUAUUUGAUACAGCAGAGCCGAACUCUUCCGCAGAAUAUCAUUUCUCAGUUUGUCAGGAGCAUGAACCACAGCAGCAACGAUGUCAAGCAGCUUAUGGCUCGAGCUAGCGUAGUGCUGGCACGCGAUGGGCUGGUGCCAAGCGGGGUGGGGGUAGACUUACUGCGAGCACUUUUGCCUGCCCUCGUGAACGGUACCAAGGAGAAGAACACCUACGUCCGAGCAAAUUCUGAGCUGGCGCUCAGGGCUGUGUUGCGGCUACCACACGAUGAACAGCACUAUCAGCAAUGUAUGUCAUUACUUGAAGAGGGUGGUCGAGAGGCAUUAGCGGAUGUCGUGGCGCGAGUUCUUCGGCGCAGUGUUACGGAAGGAAGGGAAGAAGAGCUCGACUGCACGCUAUUGACUUGA